GAAAAAAGUCCAAAACUCCCUUUCAAAAACUCUGCAGAUCAGACUGAAAAGUUAUUUACAAUUUUUAUUUUGUUCAGAUUUCGUAAUUUUAGUGCAGUAUUUAAGGGUAAAAAGUGUACCAAAUGCUUCCGCGAGUGCCAGAGAACGCGAUUAACGUGGAAAAGUGUCGAAUCUAGUGUUUUCCCGUGAAAGUGAAGGGCAACAAAAUUGCUGCGCCCCUCUCUAAUGCGAUGAAGAAGUCCUAGAAUUUUUAUUUUUCGUCUUACCCAAUCUCAUCGCCGUGAAGAGUGGCAAAAGAAGAGCAGCACACCGUCGCCAAGAAGAACGGGUCCGAUCGUCCGUCGGUCGGUAGCAAACCUAAACGAAAGAGUCUCUUGAUGAGAUCGCUGGUGUGUAAUGUGUAUGGUGUUUGUGUUUACGUAAAACGGGUUUCUUUUUGGUAGGGCGGAUUCGUGCCAACUUUUCUGGGUCGCCCCUUUUCGGAAGAAGUGGACAGUGAAGUUGCGAAAUAGGAGUUGGUUAGGCUCCUGCGAGGGAGACCACAUCCGGACCAAAGUGUGCUAAAUUGGAUUCCGAAAGCAGCAUAUUCGGGGCGCCCCCGUCCGGGAGGAUGAUGGCUCCCUUCCGGCGCAAAAAGUCCAGCAAGGAGUUCCCGGUCAAGGUGUGCACCUACGACUCGGAGCUGGAGUUUCACUUGGAGCACAGGGCCACCGGAGGGUUCCUGUUUGAUUUGAUCUGCCGGACUAUCGGCUUGCGGGAGACGUGGUACUUUGGGCUGCGCUACAUGGAUAAGAAGGGCUACAGCUGUUGGCUCAAGAUGGACAAGAAGGUGCUGGACCAGCACAUCAAUCUGACCCCGGAGGGAUGUGUGUUUAUGUUUAUGGCCAAGUUCUAUCCGGAAAACGUCGCCGAAGAGUUGGUCCAGGAGGUGACCCAGCAUAUGUUCUUCCUGCAGAUUAAGGAAGCGAUCCUCUCGAUGGAGGUCUAUUGCCCACCGGAGGCGUCCGUUCUGCUGGCUUCCUAUGCAGUGCAAGCCAAGUACGGCGAUUACGACGAGGCCAUCUGUAAACCGGGUAUGUUGAUCAGUGAAAACCUACUACCGCAGCGAGUGAUCGACCAGUACCAGAUGACGCCGCAGAUGUGGGAAGAACGCAUCAACACCUGGUAUGCGGACCAUCGCGGCAUGUCCCGUGACGAGGUAGAAAUGGAGUAUCUGAAAAUCGCACAGGAUCUGGACAUGUUCGGGGUGAACUAUUUUCCCAUUACGAACAAGAAAAACACAGAAGUAUACGUGGGCGUGACGGCGCUCGGUCUCAACAUCUACAGCAAGGAGAACAAACUGACCCCGAUGACGACGUUCCCGUGGAACGAAAUCCGGAACAUCAGUUUCGACGGGAAGAAAUUCUUUGUCAAAACGAACGAAGAAAAGGGCAACGUGGCCACCACGUUCUACUCGGAGAAGGCCCGCAACAACAAAGAGCUGCUGGAUCUGUGCGUCGGAAACCACGAGCUGUACAUGAAACGACGCAAACCGGACACGAUGGAGAUCCAGCAGAUGAAGGCCCAAGCCAAGGAAGAAAAACACCGGCGCCACAUCGAGAGGAACAAGCUAGCGCGGGAGAAACAACUGCGGGAGGAAGCCGAACAGGAGAGGGCCAACAUGGAGAAAAGACUGAUGCAGCUGCAGGAGGAGAUGGCUGCUGCCAACGAGGCGUUGCGCCGCAGCGAAGAAGCCGCGGAACUGCUCGCCGAGAAGAACCGACUGGCGGAGGAGGAAGCCCUGCUCCUCUCGCACAAAGCCCUCGAGGUGGAGCAGGAGGUCACGCGGAUGCGGAUGACGGCCCGGAAAACCGAGGAGGAGAAAAUCUACCUGGAGCGGAAAACCAAGGAAGCCGAACUGCUCACCGCCCAGAUGAUCGAGGAAUCCCGCAAGCGGGUAAUGGAGACGGAAAAACUCAAAAACGAACUCAUCCACGCCCGGGUCGCCGAGAAGGAGGCCAAGGAAAAACUCCUGAACUUCCUGAGCCGAACGUCGACCGAGUCGAUUUUCAUAACUCCGUCCUCCUCGCCGGAAACGCCCGCCCUCGAGAGCAAUACCUAUGACCUAAUGAUCGACGGCGACAUGGACCAGCUGUCACUGGAGAUCGAGAAGGAGAGGGUGGAGUAUCUGACCAAGUCGAAACAGGUGCAGAACCAGCUCAAGGAGCUCCGGUCGGAGAUCGAACAGCUGAAAAUCGGUGAAAAGCAGUCGCCACUGGACAAAAUUAGCGCCCAGCAGACACGCCUAGGUGAGAACAAGUAUUCCACCCUGAAGAAGCUCAAAUCGGGCUCGACGAAAGCACGAGUAGCAUUUUUUGAGGAAUUGUAAGUGACUAGAGAAAGGGUUCGCACAAAACCCGUACAAUCUCUUAUUAGCUAAGUAGUACUACACAAAACACACACACACAUUUAACGAUACCGUAUUACGCCUUGCUGAUAUGCCUACAUAAGUGCCUAUAUACAUAGUGAAAGUGUCUUGUGGACUUCUUUGCGGGGAGAGGAUGGGCGGCGCGUGCUUGGCUGAGCCUCUCGUCACUAGAGUUACACUAGAAUUGAAUUUACCGAGUUCGGUGUUGAAACCGAAAUCUCAACCUCGAAGUCGAUAUCUCCAUUCUAGUGUUCGUGACUGUAGAAACAACACACGUUUUGUUUUUGGCUGUAUCGAGUUCAGUUAUUUUUGGAUUGUUGAGUUCUCUUGUUUUGUUGUACAUGGCUUGACAUUUUGUACUGUAUCAUUUGUGGUACCUAGGUGUAGAUUCAUCAGUACUGGCAGGAUCCUAAAGAGUAUAUUGAAGCAUGCGUUCAAUGGCGUCAAACAUCGUUGGAUUUGAACAAAAAAACAGUAGAACAGUACAUCUUUGCAUGCUAAACUUUUCCAUCACAGGAAAGUAGACGCUGUUCAAUAUAACGGCAGAGUUGUGCCAGAUUAUUUUUACGAUAGGACAACUAAUAACUCAGCUUAUGAAAGAAUGCGUUCGGAACUAAAAACCCUGAUAAAUUGUGUAAAGGUAAAACAUCUUCGUAGUUCUCCUCGUUGCCAAAAUAUGUAUUUCAAACGGUUCAACCGGAACCAACUGAGCGUCGUGUGUAAUAGCGAUGCGAUCGAUCAUCUUCUGUAGUAGUACUAGCAGUAUAAUAGUGGUAGUAGUUGAAUGCUAAAUAGUCAAAAUCAAUUCUAUUGCGUCGUCAUAGUCGCUUCCGAACGAGAAGUAGAUAUUUAGACAGUAUAACUUUUAUUUAUGCCUAGCCUAUGAUACGUGUACGAAGACGAUACUUUCCCCCCUACUAGAGACAAUUAGAUGUAUUUUAUCAUGUUUCCAUGUAACAGAUUGCAUCCCAUAGAUUUUGCUGUUUAAUUUAAAACAUCAAAUUCAUCAUCCGAGUAAUUGUCACAUUUAUUAGAGUAUUUUACGGAGCGGUUUUAUUCUAGGCGUAAAUCGACGAAGGAUUGUGAUUCAGU
Aedes albopictus (Asian tiger mosquito) is the source of this 3499-nucleotide messenger RNA. RefSeq names its product merlin (gene Mer). Gene Ontology annotation, cellular component: plasma membrane; adherens junction; apical part of cell. Bases 611 to 2368 code for a protein of 585 amino acids. The transcript is spliced from 5 exons. Gene Ontology annotation, molecular function: integrin binding; actin binding. Gene Ontology annotation, biological process: regulation of organelle assembly; regulation of hippo signaling; positive regulation of early endosome to late endosome transport. The record is from RefSeq and is a predicted model, not a curated record. Lineage: Eukaryota; Metazoa; Arthropoda; Insecta; Diptera; Culicidae.